GGCAGUAACUACUUCCUGCAAAAUAGUGGCGUUAAAGCCAUACACACAAGCAACAAGCCGAGCUGCGGGUGCAUUAGGCUGGGACUGAAUGAAAGCGCCUAUUCCCCCUCAAAUUUAUCCACAACUUCAGGUGAAGAAUUUCGGGCAGGUGAGAAGAAUAUCUUGGUUCCUGGUUGCUGAGAGGAAUAUCUUUUCCAGGUGAAGGUCGGAGCCAUAGAGAGGAGCGUAGGCCAUGAGUGCAGAUGCCAAUCUGGGGGCGGUGACGACCCCUCCCCAGCCCUCCGCGGCCCACAAGGAGAGGUACUUCGACCGGAUUGAUGAGACCGACCCGGCGUACCUCCGCGCCCGGAACAUGUCCCCGGACCUGAGGCAGGACUUCAACAUGAUGGAGCAAAAGAAACGGGUCACCCUGAUCCUGCAGAGUCCGGCCUUCAGGGAGGAGCUGGAGGGCCUGAUCCAGGAGCAGCGGAGGAAGGGGAACGACCCGGCGGGCCUGCUGGCCCUGCGGCAGAUCGCAGACCUCUUCACCGCCGGCAGCGUCCCCGGCUCCUCCGCCCCGUCCGUCGGCCUGGGGAUAGCCUGUCCCAUCAAUGACAUGUUUGGGUUGGAGCUCUCCUCCCUGGUGAAAGGGGAGAGGCAGACUCGCUGCAAGCUGGCCUGCCUGUACCGGCUGGUGGACCUGUUCGGCUGGGCUCACUUCUCCAGCUCCUACAUCACCGUACGAGUCACUAAAGAGCAAGACCAUAUCCUCAUCAUUCCCAGGGGCUUGUCUUUUUCUGAAGCCACGGCAGCAAAUCUGGUGAAGGUGAACAUCCUGGGAGACGUGGUCGAACAGGGCUCCACCAACCUGAGCAUCGACCGCUUCGGGUUCAGCCCCCACUCCGCCGUCUACUCCACCCGCCCCGACGUGCGCUGCGUGGUCCACGUGCACACCCCCGCCACGGCCGCCGUGUCCUCUAUGAAGUGUGGCCUGCUGCCCAUCUCUCAGGAGGCCCUGAUCCUGGGGGAGGUGGCCUACUACAGCUACCAGGGCUGCCUGGAUGAGCCGGAGCAACGGGUGGAGCUGCAGAAGGCCCUGGGCCCCACCGCCAAGGUGCUGGUGCUGAGGAACCACGGUGUGCUGGCCCUGGGGGAGACGGUGGAGGAGGCCUUUCACUACAUCUACAACGCCCAGCUGGCCUGCGAGAUACAGGUGAACGCUUUGUCCUGCGCCGGCGGGGUGGAUAACCUGAUCGUGCUGGACGCGCUGCAGUACCAGCCCGUCACCCAGGGCGUGGCCGUGGGCGGAGUCAGCAUGGGCGGCCAGCACAAGUGGAAGGUGGGCGAGCUGGAGUUCGAGUCCCUCAUGAGAAUGCUGGACAACCUGGGCUACCGGACGGGGUACGCCUACAGGCACCCCAUCGUGCGGGAGAAGCCGCGGCACCGGAGCGAGGUGGAGAUCCCGGCCACGGUGACGGCGUACACGCUGGAGGAGCACGAGCCCGCCCCCCGCUCCCCGUUCGGCUUCCUGCCGCAGAAGCAGCAGCAGCGCGAGAAGACCCUCUGGCUCAACUCGCCCAACAGCUACACCAAGGUCAACGUGCCCGAGCCGUCCCACAACGGAGAGGCCAGCCCCCGCACCAAAACCACGUGGAUGAAGGCGGAGGACUUGGGCAACAGCAGCGGCACUCCAAUCAAAAUCGAGGACCCCAAUCAGUUUGUGCCUCUCAACACCAACCCCAGCGAGGUGCUGGCGAAGAGGAACAAGAUCCGAGAGCAGAACCGCUUCGACCUGAUGACGGCCGGGCCCUGCGCCCAGGUCCUCGCCGGCAUUGUGGUGGACAAGCCGGCAGCGCCCUACGUGAUGCCGGAUGAGGACCAGAUGGAGCCGCUCCCUCCCAACCCCUUCAGCCAGCUGACGGAGCGGGAGCUGGAGCAGUACAAGCAGCGGGUGGAGCGCCAGGAGCUCGGGAUCGAGGAUGAGGAUCAGGAGCUAACAUCUGAGGAUGUCUCCACCCUCUCACAGUCUGUCUCUCAACCGCAGUCUCCACAAAUAACCCCAGCUGCUGAAGAAAACCACGGCGACGGGCUCCUGAACGGCCGGGACUUCCUGCAGGACGUGGGGGAGGACCUGAGCAAGCGCCUGAGUCAGCUGACCACCAGCACGGCCGAGAGCCUGGAGGUGGCCAACGCGCCCGCCGACAAGACGGAGGAGCCGCUCACGCCCGAGGGCUCCCCCGCCAAGUCCCCCAGCAAGAAGAAGAAGCUCUUCCGCACCCCCUCCUUCCUCAAGAAAAGCAAAAAGAAGGAGAAGGUCGAGGCCUGAAAGGUGCCCUUAAAAAAAACAACAACAACAACAAAAAAAAAA
Anguilla anguilla (European eel) is the source of this 2347-nucleotide messenger RNA. RefSeq names its product gamma-adducin-like. Gene Ontology annotation, molecular function: actin filament binding. Gene Ontology annotation, cellular component: cytoskeleton; plasma membrane; postsynaptic density. The coding region runs from base 233 to 2305 and encodes 690 amino acids. The record is from RefSeq and is a predicted model, not a curated record. The transcript has 16 exons. NCBI's taxonomy places the organism in Eukaryota, Metazoa, Chordata, Actinopteri, Anguilliformes, Anguillidae. Gene Ontology annotation, biological process: barbed-end actin filament capping.